AAAAGUGUUAAACUGUCAAAGGAAAAGAAAAAAAGUAAUGCACCAGUAAGUCUUUAACUUUGCACUCCACCUUCGAGUUUACAUGAUGAACCUGUACCUUCAGACCCUUCAGACUUAGUUAAUUAAUCGUUAACUUUCGCCAAUAAUUAUUAUUAUUGUGGAAGUGCGCCUCGUGACGUUUUCUAUCACGUCUUGGAGCGUGACAUCUUCUGCGAAAAACAAACCAAACCAAACCCCCCACAAAAAUAGAGAAGAACAAACGAUCUUUGAUUCUGUCAGUGGGGCGGGAUCAGAAUGGUUUGGCCCAUACCGCUCUCCGUAGAUCUGGGCCUGGGCGUCGUUCGGAUCGUCUGCUCCUGCUGCGUAGGAGCCAAAUCACUUCAGCAGCUCGUCUUGUUGGCGUUCAGUUCUUCAACUAAAACCAAAUAUAAACUAUAAUCAUGUGUUCUGUUACUUUAGAAAACAACGGUUCUCCAAAGAAACGGAUGCUGUCCCGGGGAAUGAGUGAAGAUGAGUCACUCCGGAGCAUUAUAAAAGAGAGCGAGGCUCCAUCCUCCAGGCGCCUGACACGCAGCGACAGCCGGGGAGGCACCCUGAGGAGGAAGACCGACACCCAGCAUUUGGACCAGGCCCUCCUGAUGGGACUGCCUGAAAUGCUGGAACUGCAGGCCAACUAUGAAGAGGCGGUGCAGGAGAUGCGUGGGAUGGAGGUGGAGCGAGAGGCCCUGUUGUUUCAGGUGGAUGUGCUGCAGGACGAGCUGGAGGGAGUGGAAGAGCUGCUGGCCGAAGCCCAGAGAGAAGCAGGACAGGCCAGCUCGAAGCUGGAACAAGAAAGAGAGGCCAACAGGAAACUGGAGAGCCUGCUUUGUUCUCUAAAGCAGGAGGUGGAGAGAUUAAAAGAGGAGAGAAAGAACCAAACCGCUCCAGUGAACGGGAUUGAACCAUCCGAACAGGAAUGCCAAACGAGUAACAACACGAUGACGGUAAUUCAAAGUGAAAACGAUCAUUUGUUGUGCGAAGCCUGCGGCGUCAAAAUUAGAAGUGGAGUUCUGGAAGCCUCCGAGAAACUGGGAGAAGAAGUCGUUCCAGGAAGUGCUGGAGCGGCCCCGGCGAAGCUGCAGAGGCUGGCCAGCCAGCCCUUUACCCACGCUCCUUCUCUUGCUCUGGUCGACCCGACCUCUGUGGACGGGGUCCUUCAGCGGCCCUACAGAAACCACACGGAGGACAGGCGGGACCCCUCCCCCGACAGGAACGACUCGGACAGCAUCAGCGCCUACGAAGACGCGUCUGCUGACACUCCCGAGCACGAGAGGGCGCUAGCUGCCGGCAGCGAGUUGUUCAACGAUUUAGAGGAUACAAAGACAAAAGCAACUGACAGUGAUUUGAAUGAAAGUGGCGAAACUCAGGGUCCCAGAAGCCCUGACAGCUGCAUUUUGUCUUAAUUUCACCUUCUGUUGACCCCAAGAAAAGUUAUGGUGGUUUGGUGACAUUUGAUCUGUUUUAUAGCCAGUUUAUUAUUAUUUUCUAAAAUUAUAAGUGUAGAUUUAUCAACCUUUCAAGCAAAAUUGCCAAACAUUUGCCUUUUUGGGGCUCGAAUACCCAUAUUUUCCCACACUUUCAGGGGAAAAACACUGAUAUUUCUAUUUUUUUAAUUUAUUUUGAACACGAUUAGACAAAAUCAUCAAAAGAUUAAUUGGAUAUACAAAGUACUAUUUUUCCAAUCAGUAAAAUAUGCCAGUCUAAACAUACAAAAUAAAUCUUUUACAUUUUGUUUUUAACUGCCUACUUUCAUAUCAGCUGCCAAGUUUUCCCUUUAAGCCUGCCUUAAUUUUGUGUGUGGAUAAAUAGGGAUAAUUUUUUUUCUAUUAUCAGGUGUUUUGGGUUGUCUAACGCUGUUCUGUGUGCACGUCAAGAUUUAUCUAUGUCCAAAAUACAAUGAGUUAUGUCCUAAGUCAGGUACUGGCUUUUUUUUAAUCAAAAAAAUCAUUCAAAAAGUUGAAAAUCUUGUUUACUUGAAGCAGAUUUGUUAUAUUUUACACUGAUCUUUGCAAGGCAUGAGAAAACACAUUUCCCUCAAGCAAAAAUCGUAUUUUUCUACAGCCGUCUUGCGUUUUUUUUUUUUUUUGCUCUGAAACUGUAUCAAAAUUGAGCGCAUUUGCACUUUUUUUUUUCAAUUGUGGCAUAAAUGUUUCUGUACAUUUAGCUGCAACAUUCCUUCUCAGAACCAAAAACUUGCUGAUUUGCUGCAGAGUGAUUCUGUUUGCACAAUUUUUUUAGUAAAACUUUCUGAAAUGUAGUGUUUUUCAAUGUCUGACUGCUGUAAACACUUUAUAUCUGAUCACAUUGUUUUUUUUAUCUUAAUUUUUUGAGUUCUAAAGUUUUGGAAACAUUUCACCUCAUCUUUGAUCAUUUGCAUGAGUACAUAUACAUAUCUGUAUCAUGCACAUAUAAACUUUUGCACGCAACACAUUUAUCUGUGAGUAAUACCUCUAAGUCACGUACUGCAGAAAUGGAAGCUUUUUGAAGAAAAAACAUUUUGGUUUAGACUCAUUUCUCACUGGUAAAAUUCUAAGAAAUAUGUAACAUUUUCACCCCAUCGAGGUAUAUUUAAAUGACUUGUUUUAUAAAAAUGCUUUCAGUUGAAUCGUAUCUGGAACCAGCUGGGUUUAUUCUAACAUUUUGUUGUUAAAAACUGUUUGUUUAUGACCAGUUUUGCCUUUAAAUCUCAUUUUUGUCUUUCCAGCUUCAUGCUAAAUAACUUGGUCAAAGUUGUGUUUGCCAACAAGAUGUUAGAAAGUUCAUGUUUGCUAAAAUGACUUUUGCUGUUAAACAGGAUUUUUUUGGAUGGCACCACAUGACUAACAUCCUGCAAGCUUCAACAGCUCAAAGGGAUUUCAUCUGUCUAUGUUUAAAGGUUACAGUUGAAUGCAGCAGACUUUUUAAAGAGUUGAUUGUGCAAUCAGAUUGUUUUGUUUUAACUGAAUUUUUUUAAGCAGCAAAGAAAAAGGGUGUUUUUUUACUGUAUCUGAGUGUGUUUUUGACUGUUUUAACUUUGUUUUUUCACUUUCUAUAAGCUUUGAGGUGUUCUACUGUAAAAGUGGAUGAUUCAUAUCAUAAAAGGAGCUUUUAGCGCAGGCAUCGGUUAGUUUGUCAUUUGUACUGCGUCUUUUCAUGAAAUUAAACCUUCAGUAGCGG
This is a messenger RNA of Oryzias latipes (Japanese medaka), 3195 nucleotides long. RefSeq lists its product as uncharacterized. The record is from RefSeq and is a predicted model, not a curated record. Lineage: Eukaryota; Metazoa; Chordata; Actinopteri; Beloniformes; Adrianichthyidae.